Messenger RNA from Musa acuminata subsp. malaccensis (wild Malaysian banana), 5420 nucleotides. NCBI's taxonomy places the organism in Eukaryota, Viridiplantae, Streptophyta, Magnoliopsida, Zingiberales, Musaceae. The record is from RefSeq and is a predicted model, not a curated record.
UUUAAGCCUUAACGAACGUUAGAAACGACCACGGUCAGCGAAUUGUUCUCGCCCUGUCUCUUCUCAGAGUUUCUUGUCUGCGCUGUCGCCGUCGCUGUCGUCCUCCUCCUCUACUCCCCGAGGCAGAAGCCCUCGCCCGUGAUCUCUCGCGUCCGAGCUCGGCCCUUUGAGUCGCCCGAUGACUCCCACCUCUCUCCAGCUAUUGUUCGGCCUCAGCUGCGGGGAAUCGCCGCCCGUCUUCCCCCGUGUCUUGUCUGCCGCGUCGCCGUCCUCCUCCUCCUCCUGUGCUCCCUGAGGUGGAAACCCUAGAAGCCAUCGACCUUGAUCUCUCGCGUCCGAUCUCGGCCCGUCGAGUCGACCGACGACUCCUACCUCGCUCUAGCUACGCUUCGGCCUCAGCUGCGGGGAAUCCCCGCGCAUUUUCCCCUGGGUGCGACUCCGCCGCCGGUCUUCCCCCCUGGCUUGUACGCCGUGUCGCGUUCGUCCUGAUUCUCUGCACCCCGAGGCAGAAACCCUAAAGCCCUCGCCCUUGAUUUCUUGCCUCCGAGCUCGGCCCGUUCAGUCGCCCGACGACUCCCACCUCGCUCCGGCUAUGGUUCGGCCUCAGCUGCGGGUGAUCUUCACCCGUCUUCCCCCGGCUGCGAUUCCGCUGCUUUGAUCGCCGCUUUGGCUUGGUGGUCUCUGCCGGAGACGCCCUGGGUAGCGAACGGAAGGGAGAGGCCUGGAAUAAUGGAUCAAAUGGGUCAUUGUAUUCCUUUGCAGAAAGAAAAUUUUCACAUGUUAUGACGAAACAUUUUGAAUGUCAGCAAUGUGUCAUGUCAACAUCUCAUAAGCUGGAAGAUGGCUUUUAGAAAGAAGGCAACUUCCACAAGUUGAUAGAAAUGUAACAUGAAAGGCUUUAUGUAAAUUGUUUCAAUUUCCCUUCCUUAAUAUAAGAUAAACAUUCCAUUCUUACUACUAACAUGAUGCCUAUCUAUGAUUACGACCUAUGCCAGUUCUCAAGUUACGUAGACCAUCCAUAAUCCUGAUGCUUGGGUAGCUUUGGUAGUUGAUCUUUCUACUAAAGAACAAGGCAUUACAACUCUUGAUUUUGGUUGCACAAGACCAUGGUUUGUUGUACUGAAGCAUACUGCCCGGGUGAAGAUGCAUUUGGCCAAUGGGUAUCCCGAUGUUGCAAAAUGCAAGUAGGUUUCAACGGAGGUCCCUAAAUCCUUUCAAGACAAGUUACGACAGACAAACAAAGAUAUAAUGAAAAAGAAGGCAAGAGCUAAGGAAGAAUACCAUAAGGCUACAUCGGAGCCGGUUUAUGACGAAUAUGUGGGUUGCGGCGAUGAAAUUGAACCGGAUCUCAUCACUGGUAUUCGUGCAUCACUAGAGCAUCAGUACAUAUACGAGGAAACAAUAAGGCAUCGACAACCUAACUCACAAUGGGAGCAUGGCGGUGGCAGCGGGCCUAUGCCACAAAGAAUCCAAAGGUCGGCCAGCAUGAGACAACCAACUGCCCCUCCUCAAUUAAGCCGAAUUGGUAGCAUGAGGCAAAGUGGAAUCCGUGGUUUUAUGAGAGGACUUGGCAGGAGGUCAGCACUAGAUAUUAUUGAUAUUGAUCCACAAGCCUAUCCUUCACAAAUAACGAAGCAGACACGGAUUGACGAUGCAUAUACAAAAGAAAAGAAACGAGAUAUUGGGAAGGCAAUUGCAAAAUGGUUCAACUUCCACAAGAUUCCAGCAAACACAGCCCAAGGUCCAUAUUAUCAGAGCAUGAUCUCCUCUAUUCAAAAGUCUGGCACUGGGAUUCAACCUCCAACACCGAAGGAGAUCCACGGCAUGUAUUUAGAUGAGGAGGUAGCAGAACUGAAGGAUUGGAUCAAAUCCUUCAAGAGGCAGUGGGACGAAUAUGGGGUGACACUAAUGUGUGACAGUUGGAUAGGGUCAACAAGAAUGAGUAUCAUUAAUUUUUUUAUUUAUUGUAACAGACGGGUGGUUUUUCACAAGUCAGUUAAUGUUUCUGAGAAGAUUCAAGAUGCAAAUUAUAUUGAAAACAUAAUGGACACCGUAGUAGAGGAGAUCGGAUCACAAUACAUUGUUCAGAUAGUCACCGACAAUGAAGCCAAUUUCAAAAAGGCCGGUUUACAAUUAAUGAAAAAAAGAAAAACAUUGUUUUGGACUCCAUGUGCAACUCAUUGCAUGGAUCUAAUGCUGAAGGAUAUUAGUGAGUUACCCUCAGUCAACAAGUGUAUAACUCGAGCACAGUCUAUUACAAAGUUUAUAUAUAAUAAUCAUUGGAUCCACUCUUUAAUGCAAAAGUAUAUAAAUGGUGAGAUACUCAGACCUGGAGUCACUCGAUUUGCUACAAAUUUCAUUAUCUUAAAGUCAAUACAACAAAAGAAACAAGGCCUCAUGGCAAUGGUCAUCUCACAAGAAUGGUCAGAUUCUAGGUAUUCAAGAUCGAGCGAUGGAAAAAAGAUGGAAAAGAUUAUUCUUUCUUCUAGAUUUUGGGAUGUCGUGAAAGAAAUCAUAACAGGAGUAGAACCACUUUAUGUUGUCCUUCGUAAAGUCGAUAUAGAUAAGCGUCCCCAAAUGCCUUAUCUUAGACAUAUGUUAAUUACAGCAAGAGAGGAGGUCAAGAAAGCAUUCAAAGAUGAUUUUAAGGCCAAUCAAUACUUACAGAUUAUCGAUCGUAGGAUUGAAGUUUAUAUGGAUCAAGAUAUUUAUAAUGCAGCCUAUUAUCUAAAUCCGGCAAUUCAAUUUCGGUAUAGUCUUGGCAUGCGAUCAGAUUUAUUGUCAGCGCUAAGAAAUGCUAUAUAUCGACUCUUGUCAAACACUACGAAUGCAGCCGAUGCUAUCAUGGAGAAUCGAUUAUUCCUAGAAACAAUUGGUUCAUUCUCCGACAUUGUAGCUAUAUCGUGUCGUUACAAUAUGGAUCCUGCCGAGUGGUGGUUACAAUUUGGAGGAGAUGCACCAAAUUUACGAAAGGUUGCCAUCCGUGUACUUUCGCAAACAACGACAUCUAGUGGUUGUGAACGUAAUUGGUCAACGUUCGCAUUGAUUCACACAAAGGUCCGCAACAGACUAUCAUAUAGACGGUUUGAGAAACUGGUAUAUGUCUACUAUAACAUGCAGUUAAGGUUGCAGUGUGCCGAGUUGGACAAGGAGCCAAAGGAAACAGAGAUUGAUCCCAUCGACUUUCAAUUUUACAACGAAGAUUCAGAGCCAAUGUUAGAGUGGGUCGAAGCAAUGGAGAAUCUAGAGGAUCCUCUACUUGAUGAGGCCGGAGAUCCUCAACGUCCUUCGCGUUUUAUUAUCAAGGCAAUAAAAGAAGAAGAAGCACAUCCCCGGCAGGAGGAAGAUUCCCCUCAGUUAGAACGUGACGGAAGGAGCCAGACAACAUCGAGUAAGACUACCCGAGUAACUAAAGACACCCAACCGUCACAAUCGUCUGCGCAACGUGCAAAUGCAAAAGCAAAAGCAAAGGGGAAGGCAGUAACAUCAGUCGCACCAUUGGGAAGAAUCGAGUCGAGCGACGAAACACCUUCUCAAUCGUAUUCAACAACCCGCUCAAUCCAGAGACAUGGUAGCGACGUGGACAGCAGUGCCUCGACCGAUGAUGGCGGUGACGUCGGGAAGUCGAUGGUCCCAUCUACACAAUUUGAGGGUGAUGCAUGGACUGAGGAGCAGUAUUUUACACCUAUCACCCAAGAUUCGGAUCGUGGAACUCGACAAGGUACUAGUCAAGUUUAUACACGAAAGGGGAAGACAGUGGAUGAUUUUAAGCAGAUGCGACAGAGCCUACACAAUGUAGACACAGAGCAAAGCUCAUCGUAUUCACAGUCAUCGUAUUAUAAAGAAUCUUACGACCAACAACAAUAUGGUGAUAGUUGGUCAGACUUCUCUGAGCAGCAGUCCGGUGAUCAAUUUUAUGAUACGGAGCAGCAGAUCAGUGGCAAAAGUAGAAAUUCCGACAUUGUUCUCCAUGCUUCGUACCAAUACAUGCCUCAAUCGUACUUACCUCAGGAGUCGCCUCAGACACGUGUGAUCCACGACGAUCAAACUACGACCAUCACCACAUUGAUGCACCAAUGGCAUACAAUGUAUCAGUAUACUAUGUCAUGGGAUCAAUUUCAGGAUUGGGUCCAACAAACAUAUCAAAUUGAUAUACAAAUACAUAGGAUUGAAGAUCCUGAUCCAUUGCCUGUUGAGUCCCGUCGUUCUUUUUGGUGGUAGAACUAGAUAAUUCAAUAUUAACGGAACGACGAUUCGGAACGUACUAUAAAGCUACUCAAAGUCCAAAAAAGAUAUAUUUGGAGCCAUUUUCGAUGAUUUUUGGCAUACUGUCCGUACACUUUGGUAUGUACCAUACCGAUAUAUGGUUGGUACACUAAUAUGGACCGAUAAGAUGAACCUUGAACAAUAUUAUUUCAACCUGACCAACAUGUCACAAAGGCACGAGCUGCUAUUGCACUUUUAACUGGUGCUGCAGCAGAGUUUAUCAGCGAGGAAUUUGCUUGUAUUGUGGUUCAGUCAUUGGCUGAAACUGAUGUGAGUGCACACACUGCUUUAGUUGCCCAAGUAGAGAAAGAUCUUACAGCAAACUUUGAGAAAGAGCUUUCCAAGGAAAGGGAGAAGAUAAAGGCUCUAGAUAAUUUGGCUGAAGAGGUGAAGCUAGAAUUAGACAGAGUACAGACAAAGAUAGGAGGAACAUAACACCCUAAUUCAGGGGAUGUGCCACUGGUGAUCCAAAAUGGAAGUUCUUUUAAGGAUAAGACAUGAAGCACAAGAGCAGUUUAAUGAGUAACAAGCUGGAAAUAUCUUUUGAGAGGGAAAGGAUUGAUCACACAAGAAGGCAGAAAGCCAGAAUCAGAUUGAUAUAAAGUUACAGUACAAACUGGACGCUGAGGAGAAGGUUUUGUCCAUUGCUUAGGUCUUGGGCAGAGGAGGAGGCUAAAAGAACUAGAGAGGAAGUGCUGGGGAACAUUCUCCAGUUGAUGAGACAAUUCAAAGAUGAGAAAACUUAGUUAAGAAGCCUAGUGGCAGCUGAACCAAGAGUCAGGCCUUCAGCUGUUCUUGAGAAAACAAUCGAGAAGAUCAUCUCUUUAGUUGCAGCUUUGAAACAGUGUGCUUUAGAAGCUUCCAGAUAUUCCAUCAAGCUUCAGAAUGCUGUAAUCUCUGAAGCGUAUGAGUACAAGUGCCUCUGGGUUCAGCUCAGUCUUUGCCGACAGGAUGAGGCUGGAUGGUUAAAGAUUGCAAGGAAGGUUAUCAAGGGGACCAUGCAGGAAUUCAAUACACUAUAAGCAUUCUUUUUUGCCUUGUGUAAUUUAGUUAUAACAGGUGAUGAUGAUUCAAGCCUUUCUUCUUUCCCACCAAAGGUGCCACUUUGUUGAAUGUGGAAAACAGUAAUCAAUUGAGUUAUUAUUAUGGUGUCA